AUGUCGAAGGAGGAAGACCAGGAGGUGCUGAAAGUCCCCGAGGAGAUGUUCAAGGAUGUCAAGUUCUUCGUGGUGGGAGACAUCGACCCCAAGGUUAUUCAGCUUCUGAAAGAUGGGAAGGCAAAGGAAGUUUCCUAUAAUGCUCUAGCUUCGCACAUCAUUUCAGAAGAUGGGGAUAAUCCAGAAGUUGGUGAAUCUCGUGAAGUGUUUGAUCUUCCAGUAGUAAAACCUUCCUGGGUGACUUUGUCAGUUCAGUGUGGAGCUCUUCUGCCAGUAAAUGGCUUUUCCCCAGAAUCCUGUCAGAUCUUUUUUGGAGUUGCUGCUUGUCUGUCUCAGGUUUCCUCUGAAGACCGGAAUAUGUUGUGGGCUUUGAUUACAUUUUAUGGUGGGGAUUGCCGUUUGAGCCUCAAUAAAAAAUGUACUCACUUGAUUGUGCCUGAAGCAAAAGGGGAAAAAUACGAAUGUGCCAGUAAACGAGAGAACAUUAAAAUUGUGACCCCUGACUGGAUUCUAGAUUCUAUAUCUGAUAAAACCAAAAAAGAUGAGGUUCCCUAUCACCCUCGCUUAAUAAUAUAUGAAGAAGAAGAGGAAGAGGAGGAGGAGGAAGAAGAAAAUGAAGAACAGGAUUCCCAAAAUGAAGGGAGCACUGAUGAAAAGUUAUCAAGUCCACCAUCUUCUCGAGAAGGGUCUCCUUUGGGCAAUCGAACUUUUUCUCCUAAGUCUGUUGAUGCUGACAAAAACAAAGGGGAACUUAUGUUUGAUGAUUCAUCAGAUUCCUCUCCUGAAAAGCAUGAAAGAAAUUUGAACUGGACCACGGCUGAAGUUCCACAGACUGUUGCCAGAAAACACACAUUGACUCCAGGCAAGGACUCUGGAUUGAUUAAUUUGUGUGCCAAUGUCCCACCUGUCCCAGGCAAUAUUUUGUCCCCUGAUAUCAGAAGUAAUAUAAUGGCUUCAGUACAAACUCCCCAAAGUUCUGGACAUCCGGAAAUGAUGGCAACAUGGAGUCCUGCAGUCCGGACACUAAGAAAUAUUACCAAUAAUGCUGAUAUUCAGCAGGUUAAUAGACAAUCAAAUGUAGCACAUAUCUUGCAGUCACUUUCAGCACCUACAAAAACUUUGGAGCCACAGAUAAACCAUAGCCAACAGGGACACUCCAGUGCGGUCCUGCUUAGCCAGGUCAAGCUGACUCCAGAGCCGCGCCUAGUGCAGCCACCCCCGCAGCAGCAUCACCAUCUCUUGCAUCUCCAAACCCAGCAGCUCCUGCAGUUGCAGCAGCAGUCCCAGCCGCCACAGGCUCAGGUUCCCCAAUCGCCUUUCUCACAGCAGCCUCAUCAGUUUGCCCCUCAGCAACAAGUCCAUCAGCACCAGUUUCCACAGCAGCAGCAGCAGCAGCAACAACAGCAACAGCAACAGCAGCAGCUCCCCUUUCCUUCCCAACUGGUACAUUCCCAGCAACAAAUGCAUCGCCCUCCACAGCCAAUGCCGUUUCAGCAGCAGCAGUUGCAUCGAUUGCAACAGCAGCACUUGCAGCAGCAGCAAUUGCAGCUUCAGCAGCAAAACCUUCAGCACCUGCAGCAACAGCAACUUCAGCAGCAACAACUUCAGCAGCAGCACUUACAACGAAUGCAGCAGCAGCAGCAGCAGCAGCAGCAGCAGCAAAUGCAAAAUCAGACAUCACAACACUUGACUCCAACAUCUCAGACACUACACCAUCAAGUUUCAAUUCAGGCACCACACAAUCCCCAGCAGCAACAAUUGCAGCAAUAUCAACUGUUUGGGCAUGACCCAUCUGUAGAAGUUCCUGAAGAAUAUUUCUUACUGGGUUGCGUCUUUGCAAUUGCUGAUUACCCUGAACACAUGUCUGAUAAACAACUGUUGGCAAUUUGGAAAAGGGUAAUCCAGACUCAUGGUGGUACAGUUGAUCCUACACUUACAAGCCGAUGUACACAUCUUCUUUGUGAAAGUCAACUUAGUAAUAUGUAUGCACAGGCUUUGAAAGAAAGGAAAAGAUGCAUCACUGCCCACUGGCUGAAUUCUGUGCUAAAAAAGAAGAAAAUGGUACCACCCCAUCGAGCUCUUCAUUUUCCAGUAGCAUUUCCACCCGGAGGAAAACCAUGUUCUCAGCACAUAAUUGCUGUAACAGGUUUUGUGGAUAAUGACAGAGUCGAUCUCAAGUUGAUGGCCUACCUAGCAGGAGCAAAAUAUACAGGCUAUCUUUCUCGCAGUAAUACCAUUCUUAUAUGUAAAGCGCCAACUGGCACAAAGUAUGAAAAGGCCAAAGAGUGGAGGAUACCUUGUGUCAAUGCACAAUGGCUCUGUGAUAUCUUACUUGGAAAUUUUGAAGCUUUGCGGCAAAUGCAGCACAAUCGAUAUACAGUUUUCAAUCUUCAAGAUUGCUUUGCUCCUAAUCAGCAUCUAGUUCCAAAUCUUCUUGAUGCUUGGAGGGUGCCUUUAAAGGUGUCGCCUGAACUUCAAAUGAACAUGAGAUUACCACUUAAACCAAAGCAGAAUGAAACCGUAAUUCAACCUUCAACCAAAAGGCCAAGAAUUGAAGACUUCCCAGCACCCACCAAAAAACUGCCACCAGAAUUGACUCCAAUGGUUCUUUUUACAGGAUUUGAGCCUGCUCAAGCACAUCAAUACAUUAAGAAAGUCUAUGUUCUUGGGGGUGACAUAACAGAGACUGCACAGAAGUGUACUCACGUGAUAGCUAGUAAAGUGACCCGCACUGUAAAAUUCCUGACAGCAGUUUCAGUUGCAAAACAUAUUGUAACACCGGAAUGGUUGGAAGAAUGUUUCAAAUGUCAGAAAUUUAUAGAAGAACAAAACUACAUGCUCCGAGAUGCAGAGGCUGAAGUCCUUUUUUCUUUCAGUUUGGAAGAAUCUCUAAAAAGAGCGCAAGCGGCACCACUCUUUAAGGGGAAAUAUUUCUAUAUUACUCCGGGAAUUUGUCCUAGUCUGUAUACUAUGAAAUCGAUUGUGGAAUCUGCAGGUGGGAAGUUAUUAUCUAAACAACCUUCUUUCAGAACAGUUAUGGAACACAAACAAAAUAAGAGCUUGUCAGAGAUUAUCCUUAUCUCUUGUGAAAAUGAUCUACACUUAUGUCGAGAAUACUUUACCAGGAAAAUAGAUGUUCACAGCGCAGAAUUUGUUCUGACUGGAGUUCUUACUCAAACACUGGAUUAUGAUUCAUAUAAAUUUACUUGACUGUAAGGAAAAUGCCUUAUUUUGCUUCAAAUUUCUUGAAGCCUUCCUCUGAGCUUUUCCAGCCUGUGGAUUAUUUAAUCAGGACUUUGUUGAAUUCUUGUUCUCUUAUUUUGCUGAAGAGCAAAGAACAGUUGAAGUAGGAAAGCAAAAGUUUACUGCAUCUGUUUAGGAUGUGUAACUUUUUAAUAUUAAACUAACUAUGUUUUUAUACUAUACUGUAGACCAGAGAGAUUACUUUUUAUAUUGCAAAAUAGUUUCCUGAUUUUUUUAAGUUUUAAUAAUCAGCAGUAUUCAACCAAAAUCAAAAUGAAAAUGUAAAGGAAAAAGGGCUUGUGGUGUGUUUAAAUUAAGGAAGUAAAUAUUUUGUACUUUAUUUUAUUAUGCUUAUAUUAAUACUAUCCCAUGUUUUCAAUAAACGUAGUUUUAAAUAAUGUUUCCUUAAAAUUUAGUGGUCUUCGUUUUUUAAAUGUUGUGCAAUUAUACCACUUUCUGGUAAAAGUAAACUACUGUGUUCUCUCAAAUGAUGUAAGAUAUUUCAUUUAUUUUACCAGAUGUGUUUGAAUAUUAAAAUCCAAGUAUUUUAAGCAGAGCUUAUUAAUGUUAUGUGUGUUCCUGCUGCAAUUAGAUUGAAUUCACUCAUAUUCUGCAGUGAUAUAUUUUAUCUGUAAUUUUUAUGAAAUAAAUAUGCAAAAUGGAAUUCAUGGAUGCAGUUAUUUCAUCCAAGUUGAAUUGGUUUUAAAAAUGUUAUUGUUAAUCUAUUGUUAAUUUAAUCCAUUUAAUUUUAAUUUGGAUAUUCAUCAUUUUAACAGUAAUUCAGAUGUAACUAUUUCAGCAGCGUUGCAUAAAUUCCAGUUAGCUGGCAAUUUUAUAUAGUUCUAAAGACUUUUAUUGAA
Protobothrops mucrosquamatus (brown spotted pit viper) is the source of this 4103-nucleotide messenger RNA. RefSeq names its product PAX interacting protein 1 (gene PAXIP1). The transcript has 21 exons. Bases 1 to 3210 code for a protein of 1069 amino acids. Gene Ontology annotation, biological process: positive regulation of transcription initiation by RNA polymerase II. The record is from RefSeq and is a predicted model, not a curated record. Lineage: Eukaryota; Metazoa; Chordata; Lepidosauria; Squamata; Viperidae. Gene Ontology annotation, cellular component: nucleus.